ACCGGCUGGUUGUUGGAGAGGCAUCUUCAAAGACAAUGGUUGAUGCAUCAAUCAAUAUCCUCUCUGGUGAUCAACAUAAUGAACAUUGUUUCAGUGUUAACUUUCUUCAGUAGUUAAGUUCAACAAAAGAAGCACUUAAUUUUAAGCUUCCAUGAAGUUCAGCUGCUGCCUGUUGAUUCUGAUUCUUAAUAUUAGAGUUUUUGCUCAAGAAAAUGUUGCUUCCAACCUGACAUUUACAGUGGGAUUGAAGUCCCUGCCUCUCAAUAUAUCACUUCUCCCUAUAUUUCAAGACUUGACAAAAUCUCCAGUUCCUCAGGAUCUCAUAGCAAAAGAAGGUAACUGUGCUUUCAUUGAAUGUAAUUUGAAUGUUAGCGAACAGGACACCAUACUGUGGUACAACUCAAAAGGACAUCUUCUGGAGCAAGGUGGAAGAGAUGGAAGACUGGUGAUCUCUGACAAUAUCCUUAACAUCACAAGCGUAAUCUUUGGUGAUCGGGGACGAUACACAUGCAUUGUCACAAAUGAAAAUGGCACUUCUUAUUAUUCAGUCACUCUCAGAGUGGUCUCCACAUCUGGAGACAUGGGCAUUUAUUACAUGAUUGUCUGCCUAGUUGCUUUUACUAUCAUCCUGAUCUUAAAUAUUACACGUCUUUGCAUGAUGAGCAGCCAUCUUCGUAAAACAGAGAAAGCCAUCAAUGAGUUCUUCAGGACUGAGGGGGCUGAGAAGCUACAGAAGGCUUUUGAAAUAGCCAAACGCAUUCCUAUUAUUACCUCUGCUAAAACUCUAGAGCUGGCCAAAGUCACCCAGUUUAAAACUAUGGAAUUUGCCCGGUACAUUGAAGAACUUGCCAGGAGUAUCCCUCUACCACCUCUAAUCCUUAACUGCAGGGCGUUUAUGGAAGAAAUAUUUGAAGCAGUGCAUGUUGACGACCCUGAUGAAGUUGGAGAUGGAGUUAAACAGACCCAGGCACUUGGUGCCCAAGGGGGACUCUACCCCUUAAACCCAGAAAUAAAGCGCAGUAAUUCACCAGCAGGAGAUUCGGAUGAUGGUUCUGUGAAUGACCAUGGCAAAGAAAUAGCUGUGGAGGUAUCUGUCCACCUUCAGUCAGAAGUACAAAGCAUUGAUACUGUUUCUCACGAUAGUUUCCCCUCCCUACCAUCAGAGGAUGGUCCAUGUGCUGAAUCCAAAUAGAAUAGCAAAGCUAGUUGUAUGAAGUUCCUCCUGAUUUUAGAGAAUGCUUUCAAAGGGAAAAUGCAACCAUAGUCACAUGUGCAUGAUCCCUGUUUGUUUUUUGUUUUAAAUUUUGUUAGAUGAUUUGAAAAUCAGCUUAGCCUAAGCUAUUUUAAAAUUCUUAUUAGGAGGAAUAUUAUAACUAGUCUUUGAAGUAUUUUACAGCAGGAAUUCAAUGCACCUUACUUCUUUUGCUUGCCAUUAGGAACUAUAAAAUUAAGGCUGGUGGGUUGUCUGUUCUUGAGUUAGAGCAAAAUAAUACAUCAAUGUGAAUUGUUUUUGUCAUGUCAACUCAGAAACCUAAGUUCUUGUAUGUGCUCAGUUAUCAAUGGCACUGUUCACAAGUGUACAUGUAAUUGUAACAUGGAAGAUCUUUUAUUGAAAAAAAGCUAUAACGAGACUACAUAACUGUUACAGUUGAAAACUUAUGAAAUACCUAGAGAUUCAAUUGUCUGUAUUUGUGUUCAUAUGCAGUAUUUGCAUUAGAAAAUAGGAACCCAGGUGCAACCUUUGCAUUGCAACCAAGGACAGACCACUUAAACAUUCUGCCAAUUGCCAAGCAUUUUAAUAAAUGAUGCUUGUUUUCUCAGUGUUGCUCAUAAUGUCAGCUUUUGAAAUAUUCUUUCAUUUCUGGUAUUGCAGUGGUGAAAUGAUAGAAUCUUCAAGUUCUUUCAGUGUUGGUAUGAUAAAAGCAGUGACAACUUCAGUACUAGUGACUAUUUUGCAGUGUCUGCAGUAACCUCAUUUAUAACUUCAGUCUUCUUUCUCAGGUAGUAUGCUCUUAAGUAUUAUUAUUGUUAAUAUUAAGUGGCCAAUGUUGAGGGCAGUGUCAUUUGAUAGCAGUUAUAAGUGUUUAAUUAAAAGACCCAGGGGAAGCUAUCAACUUGAGCAGAUGGUAAUUUGGGUCAAAAAGAUGCACAGUUAGAAAAGUAACCUGAGAAUUACUAUCUGUUAUGUAACAUCUGAUCUGGUCCUUAUGAAAAACUGGGGAAUCCUCAAAGGGCAACAUGAUACCACAGUAAGCAACUUUUCUGUAAUUCUGAUGUUUGUCUGAAUGCACAUGUUCAACAGUAGUGUAAUUGCCUCCUGCUUCAGGCUACAGAUGUGGUAUAAUACUGUUAAAUCUCACCUUAAAAAAAUAGACAUCCACUUUGUGAAUUUAGAAUUAAACUGUGAGGGUCUAGUUUAGUCAGUUGUUGGCUGUUGUUCCCCCACAAACCCUUGUGUGAAGCUUUUAACCUUUCCAGAAAAUUUUAUUACAUAUCUGACGUGAUGCAAUCCAUUAUAUCAUCACCUCCUACUGUAUGCAAGUCUGUCUUUUCCUUAUGCUAUGAGGUCACAUUUUCUAAUGGUAUAAGAUUAUCACUUUCUCUUGCAGCCAUUUGAAUUGCCCCAGUUCAUAUAAAGAAAUGUUGGGGGUGGGAGGAGCCCUGAAACAUCUAUCUAGUUUCCUUCCUUCCUUCUUGGAAAAAAAAAUGUGACAUACCAAACAUAGCUGACCCAUAAUCUAGAAAAUUAAGAUAGUGUAAGUCUAAAUUUGUAAUAGAUAUGAAAUCCCUGUUGCUCUAGCAAAUGUUGAAGAAACAUGAUUUUUAAAAGAAUCUAUUAUGUUUAUAGCAGAAGUGGGUGGCAAGCAGUAAUAGUAAUGACACCUAGGAAAUUGGAGUCAUUGGUAGUAACACCCAUCUGUUUAACAGAUAGUUUAAGAAAACAAUAUUCACCUCACAAUAUUUAGCUUAAUUUUCUUAAUAUUUGUUUCUGUUUCUGAAGCAAAAGAGAUCGUGGAGGCAUUAGCUUGGCAAAGGGAUAUAUUUGUAAAUACAGGAUAUUUCUCUGUAUUCUGUAAAUCAUUUUUAUAUAUAACCUGGAAAAGCAGAGGACCCUGGUUUGCAUCACUUUGCUAGUCUCUGUCUUGCCUUUGUUUCACUAAACAAUCAAUUUUGAUGGAUUAGGUGUAAAAAUCAUGCAUGGUGAAUAUUGAGUGUGGAUAGUUUUUUUUUAAAACAGAUCUUUAUCAAAUGUUGCUGUAGUGUUAUUUGGAGAAAAUAUUGCUGGUGGUGGGUACUUGUUUGAAAAAUUAUUGUAAGCUUAUGAAAAAACAAUGUAAGACUUCUCAAAUGGCCAACAGAUUUUUAUCUCUAUGAAUGAGCAGGGCAAGAACCCAGCCAUAAAACUAUUAUUACGGAACAUCAAUUGGACAUAUGUAAACUAAUUUACAUUAUCAGAAUGAGGUUGUCUUCUUGUUUCUUCAGCUCUAGUGUUUUGUAAAAGAUAUUAGAAAACCUAUUCUGUUCACCAAAAUAUGGUUCCAGCAUCACAUUUGUAGUUUGGGAGUUGCCACAUCAGUUUCUGUAACAGAAUAUCAUUUCAUACUUUUAUAUAAAAAUAAGAUGGUGCUUUUUUCCAAUAAUAAAAUCUACUAUUAAAUGCCUGAAA
Molecule: messenger RNA, 3667 nt
Organism: Candoia aspera
Lineage: Eukaryota; Metazoa; Chordata; Lepidosauria; Squamata; Candoiidae
Gene: MFAP3
Product: microfibril associated protein 3
Exons: 3
Coding region: 152-1192 (346 amino acids)
Source: RefSeq, a predicted model, not a curated record